AGGACAAACAACUCCGCUAUUGGAAUAAACUUGUCUCCACGUUUUUUCGUUCCUGAUCUGCUACUUUGCUCUUCGUUCGACCAUGAGAUGGAGCUCGCUGUGCAUAACGCUUAGCAUUUUGCUAGCUUUGUUGACCAUCUCUGCUCCAUCAGCACGAGCAUGGCAACAAUCUGAUUUUGAGAUUUUCGACUUGGUGGAUGAGUUGGAGCAAUCUGAAGGCAAAGACGUUAAUUUCUACAGCUGGCUUAACGUGCAGCCCUCUGCUUCCUCAACGGAUAUCAACCGAGCCUACCGAAAACUUUCACUGAAGCUCCACCCUGACAAGAACAAAAAGGAUGCCCAAGCAAAAGAAAGAUUUGCACGACUAGGCAAGAUCGUAGGUAUCCUUCGCGACGGAGCUAAACGUGAACGCUACGACCAUUUCUACAAGAACGGUGUGCCACGCUGGCGCGGUACAGGCUACUAUUACUCGCGUUUCCGCCCUGGCUUGGGAUUUGUGGUUGUGUUUUUGAUUGGCUUGUCGGGAGCGAUGCAAUAUAUUGUUGGCUGGGUCAAUUACUAUCUUGAAAAGAAGCGGAUCGUAGGCUUCGUCCAGGACGCGCGUGCAGCAUUAACGCAGAAUGUUCCCAAAUCGCAAGGAGCACCCACCAUGGGCCGCAGCUAUGUCGAGGUCGGUGGCCGUGUAUUGCGAUGCGAAGUCAAAUCGGACGAAUAUAUCAUCAUUUAUCCGACCAAAGAUGAGGAGCCUGUCCAUUUGAACACUGAGUGGAUCACAAAGCCAACGGUGACCAACAAUGUGUACUUUAUCCGGUGGAUUGCUGGUGUGUUCUACAAGGUGACUGGCAAACCCAUGCCCACCGCCAAAGAAAUGGACGAAAGCCCAGAAACCAGUGACCAGGAACAAGAACAGCAGCAAGAUGGCACAACAAAAUCGAAAAAGAAAGCGAAAAAAGGAAAGCCCGUAGCAGUGACAGGAUCCAAAGUGGGUGGUCGUCGUAGAGCAGUGAAGCCUCAGAAUUAGAAAGAGCUUUCAAGCGUGUCUUUUUUUUUCUAGAUUACAAAAGUAAAAGUAUGUGUAUAAAAAAAACCAAAUGAAACUUGGAUCAAGGAAAAAUAUAAGAGGAGGGACUGGGGCAGCGGCUGACAGGAGGGAAUGGGAAGAAGAAGAAAAGAGA
Molecule: messenger RNA, 1175 nt
Organism: Zychaea mexicana
Lineage: Eukaryota; Fungi; Mucoromycota; Mucoromycetes; Mucorales; Lichtheimiaceae
Product: DnaJ domain-containing protein
Exons: 4
Coding region: 83-1021 (312 amino acids)
Cellular component (GO): endomembrane system
Source: RefSeq, a predicted model, not a curated record